Molecule: messenger RNA, 714 nt
Organism: Menidia menidia (Atlantic silverside)
Lineage: Eukaryota; Metazoa; Chordata; Actinopteri; Atheriniformes; Atherinopsidae
Source: the annotation of a GenBank genome assembly
AUGUCUGCGUGUGAGCUCCUCGCGCUGUUUGACCUGCGAUGCCAGCGCGAGCGAAACGUCGCCUCCACGAGCACGGGGUCGUUAGAUAGCGUGAUGGCCGGCCUAGGCGAGGCCGCCUGCGCAGAGGUGGACUCGGACACGGAGGCCGUGGCGGGCAAAGGCUUUAAACUGGGCUGCAUCUCCUGCAAGAGGCGGAGCGAGGUGCCCGGAUCAGCCACGGUGGAGUGGUACUUCAGGCCUAAAGGGGAGUCCGACUUUGUUCCCAUCUACACCUACAAAGAGGGCGGGCCCAACAUCGAGCACGACCUGUUCAUGGACCGCAUCAGCUGGCUGGGCAGCAAGCAGAGCAACGACAUCCAGGACGCCUCCAUCUACCUGCUGAACGUCACCUUCAACGACUCGGGCACCUACCGCUGCUUCUUCAACCGCAUCCUGUCCUACGAAAACUACGAGUACAACAUCAUCGUGGACAAGGUGGUCCACCUCACCGUGGUGGCCAAAGCCACCAGGGGAACCGCCUCCAUCGUGUCGGAGGUCAUGAUGUACGUGUCCAUCAUCGGCCUGCAGGUCUGGCUCCUCAUCGAGAUGAUCUACUGCUACAGGAAGAUUGCGGCGGCCGGCGAGGAGGCGCUUCGAGAGGCGGCAAAUGCUGAAUACUUAGCGAUCGCCUCCGAGAGUAAAGACAACUGUGCAGGUGUGCAGGUCGGAGAAUAA